AUGGAAACGAGUUCGACUCCAAGAAAAUCUUUUGGUGUCAAUUAUGCUCAACAACAAAUACGCCAAAAUUUGAACAACUUCCCUGAAUAUUCAAAUACGAACGACCCUUACCCAAGUUCACCUCCGAGACCAAGACACCAUGGGAUACUUGCUAUGAUUGCAAUUUUAGAUCUAAUUACAAUUUUCGCAUGCGCUCUGUUCUCGAUGCGUAAAGCUUGGAAUGAUUCUGACCAAUGGGAUUGGAACAAAGUUUCAUGGGACUUGGUUAGUUUCGGGAUAUUUCGGAUAAUUGUGGCACUAGGUGUGGCUUUCUCUAUUUGGAUCAGGGACCUGGGUUGGAUGUUGGGCGUUGCAUGCGGGGCUUCCACAUUGAACAUAAUUUUUAAGGCCAAUUUUUUAGUUCAAUCUAAACAUUCUCCCGUAGGAUUUCUCCCCGUUUUUCUCUUAAUUUCUUUUUUCUUCUCUCAAAUAUACUGGAUCGCUUUCAUUUUAAUAACAACAAAUAGGAAACGACAAACGUAUUCUUUACAAGAUAAUAAUAUUUAUUUUGAGGAACAAGUAGAAUAUAAUCAAUCUAGCCCUUUAAAUACUCUUCGUAGAGGAAUAACAUCAAAGUCAAAUACGCGAACUUAUGGUGCCGCUCUGCACGCUAGUGAUGAUAUUGACGUUUUAGUAAAUGACGGUGUAAUAACUAAUUCAGCAAUCGACAUUUUAACAGUUAAACAAGGUUAUAAUAUUGUUAGAAUAGCUAAUACUUCUAGUGUGACACCAACAUUUCCUAAGGCCGCAUCAUUACCGAUCCCGAUUGCAUUAUCUGUUGCAAAUUCAGAAGGAAGUGCAAAAUCGUUAAAGAGGGUUAAGAGAAAAAUGAAAUUAAAAGAUAGUGAACUUCCUUUACAUAACCGUAAGAGUAGAGACAUUACGGAAGAAGUUCAAGUUGAUGAACUAUUAAAUGAACAAAAAAAUGAUGUUAAUAACAACGGAGGUACUUCCAAAACAUUACCAAUUAAUAUUAAAUCUGAUAAUGACGAUGAUCAUUUAUUAUUGAAUGAUGAUUACGAUUAUGAAGGAUUGUUCGUAACUUCCAUCGGACGCGGUGGUAGCGUUAGGGAUCGAGAGAGUGUAUAUUUUCAACCACCAAAAGAAGAUUUUCUUGAUUUUAGAUUAUCUGCUUUAAAUGAUGAAUCCGAUGAUGAAAACAAUAGAAAUGUUGCAACAAGGGUUAGUGAUGAUUCUUCAGAUUCGAAUGAUGAAUUCUCUCCGAAGAGACGUGAAAAAUCUACCGCAUUUAUUGAAAUUAAUUCCAAUAAUAAAAAGGCUUCGACUUCACAUGAAAAAGCUUAUGCCCUACGUAAAUAUCCAAGUGAAGGUUUAGGUGAUGAAGAGGAUGGUGAUUUUAAUUUUUCGAGGAAUGGUGGUGAUUUCGUUGGGAGUGCACCAGUUGGUAAUGGGAGAUGGUCUACUUUGAAGAGGAAAAAGAUUGUUAAUAAUCGAUUUAAUGAAAAUAUUAAUGUUUUGAAUAUUGAUGAAAAAGAAAAUGAUAUUUCAAAAAAGACUUCAAGUCAGGAUCAGACUUUGAAAGAAAUUUCUAAACCUUCUGAACCAAUAGAAAUUAUUCAUGAUAAAAAUUCUAAAGAGAAUAUUAAUUAUAGGCCUGUUAUGUCCUCUAAUACUAGUUUAUUGACCGCCGCAUUUAGUUCUGAAUUAUUUCAAAAUAAUUCUAAUAUUGAAUCAUCUAAGAAAUCCGAGUUACCUGAAAAGCAAAAUGGACAAUCAUGUAAAACAAAUAAUUUUGAAUCACCUCCAAACCAUAAUAUUUCCAUUUCAUCCCCAGUAAUUAAUUUUACACCAAAAUCAUCUUCGCCUUUGGCUUCUCGUGUUCCAAUUUUAGCCAAAACUGAAAAAGAAAUUGAAGACAACGAAUCAACACAAGUUAAUAAUGAGACAAAAUCAAAUAUUUUUGAUAAGAAAAUUAGUCUUCCACCACCUCCUUUAUUGCCUAAUUCAUCAGAAAUUGCCGACGUCUUGUUAUCUCCUAUAGCAGAAGAAUCAAAUCCAUUAUUAUUAAAAAGAAAUAAAGAUCUUUCGCAUACAAUUUUUACGAGGAAUUUUAAUUUAGCAGUAAGAAAAUCAUGGAAUAAUGAAUUUAAUGAAGCAGAAAAAAUAUUUAAUCAGUUUAAAGAUGUUGUACCAAGGUGGAACGUUGCUUAUGCUGAAAUGCAAUUGAUUAAGAAUUUCAUGACAGGUCAAUCAUUAGAUAAGGAAGAUCCAGAAUUAACCAACGCUCUCAUAGAAGCUGAAAAGUUGGCGAUAAAAGUUUGUGAAAACAAGGAUGAUUUUGUAAGAUAUUUUUAUAACUUUGAAACAAAUAUAUGGAAGGUAUAUAUUAAACCAAAUAGCAAUCCAACGGAAGAUGAAGCGAGUUAUGCGUCAUUACGUGCAAAUUAUCGAUGGGAUUGUGAAUUAGCAAUGGCAGAUAUUCUUCUUUUCCAUGCAGUUUUACAAGUUGUAGGAGGAAGCGAAAUUAAAGGGGCAUUAAAUUUACGUAAAGUAUGGAAAACUUAUUCAAAAGUUCGUGAUGAAAUCGAUAAGAUUAAAGGAGAUUCAGGAAAGCAUGAUAAUCAUAAAAAUGAACCUAGUAGUUCAAGCAGUAGAUGGAGUCUUGGAGGUGCGAUAUUAGGAAGAAGAGGAAGUAUAAGUAAUAUGGUUGGAUUUGGUGGAACCAAAAAUCAUCAUCAGGAUGGAUCAAGUGCUACAAUUGAUGGAAUUAAUAAUGUAGAAAUAUAUCCUGACAUUGAAGAUUGUUUAGAAUUUGGAAUUGGAGUCUUUUAUUUUCUCGUUUCAAUUGUUCCUGGCUCGUUCCAAUCAAUAUUAAAAGCAAUUGGAUUUAUUGCUGAAAGAGAGAAAGGCAUCCAAAUGUUAGAAAAUUGUCGUUUACGUGAUGGAGUUAGAGCACCUUUUGCUGCAUUAUUCCUUCUUGCGAAUUAUUUGUUCCUUUCGCGAGGACUUGCCGAUCCAACCCCCUCAUUAAGCAAAGCGGGUAUAAUUGUACAAGAUUGUGUUAGAAAAUAUCCAAAAAGUUCACCAUUCUUAUUUAUGGCAUGUCAACAAGCAAGGAAAACUGGACAGAUAAAAGAAGCCAUCAAAUAUAUAACAGAUGGAAUAAGUAAUAGUGAAAAGAUUGGAAUUACAAGCACAAAUUAUAGAUUUGAAAAAGGAAUGACAUAUUUAAUAAAUCUUGAUUUUUCAGCAGCAAAAGAUAUAUUUGAAUUAUUAUUUUAUGGUAAUACUAUAGUAUUUACAGGUAAAAAUGGAUCCAUAAGAUUACAAGGAUCAAUUCAUGGAUCGCGUCACGGAUCUUCACGUUUACUUGCACGAGAAGGAAGUACAAAGAAAGAUAAUUCAUUAUUACAAUUUUUUGAAUUUGAAUUAAGACCUUUUUGCGGAUUAUGUUUAGCCGGAUGUUACCUUAUGCUUAAAUCAGGUCAACUAGCAGUGAAAGAAGCUUUAGAUGUUCUUAAACAAACAAAGGCUAUGACAAAUCAAAUUAGCGAAAGUAGUAGUAAUAGUGUAGCAAAUAGUAUUGGAUUGUUGGGUACAAGUGCAAGUGGAUUGGUUGGUUUUGGAGUAGGAGGAAACAAUUCUUCGGAUAAAAAAGAACAAAAAGCCAAUCGGUAUAAUAAAUUUGCUGGACGUCAUUCGGCCCAAUAUGUAGAAAAGAAUUCGGUUUCUCCAUUUUUAUUAUUCAUUUUAUUAUAUCUAAGAAGAGAUCUUUUUUAUAUGUCUUUGGAAUUAAAAAAGAGAUGGGCGAAUUUAUUAGAAUCUAUUUGGAAGAAUAUUAAGGAACCCAUCGAUCCAGAUAUAAGUGCUGUCUAUUUACUUAUUCGGGGAGUCUUUGAAAAAUUCUUAAAUAUCGAUGAUCCUACAAUAGCACAAAAAUCACUUUGUGAAUGUUUAGCGAUGGAAACAGGCAUAGUCACAGAAACAUGGGUAAUUCCACAUUGUAGAUAUGAGCUUGGAGAAUUAUUUUAUAAGCAAUUCGGUAAUCAAGAAGCGGCAAUGGAACAAUUUAGAUGGGUCUUAAAAGGACCAAGGCCCAUAUCACGUGGUGGUUUAAUACCUCGUAGAGAUAGUAGUUUAAGUUUAGCAUCAUUAGCUUCUAGAUCAUCAACUGAUUCUAAUGCAUCGAGUAUGCUUAAUAAUCCCGAUAGGUUUAAGAAAUAUGAAUUUAUCAAAGUUCUCAAACAUCGUUGUACUGUUGCAACUGAUCAAAUCAGACUAAAUGCUAUACAGCCUACAAGCACUGUUGAUGAUAGCAAAGUAGAACAACCACAAUCCACAAGUUUUUCUCAUAGUCGAAAGAAAUCUGGUUCAACUUCAAGUUUAUUAAAAGAAAUACAAGAGCAGUCUCUAUUACAAAAGAAACAGCAGAAAGCCACACCACAUCAAAAAUCAUCUUCAGAAAAUACAUUCGUUAAAAGACAUAAACCAAGAUCAAUGAGUAUGCCUCAGCAAGAUAUUAGUGAAGAAUGUAGAAAUAAUAAUGGUGGAGGUUCUAAUAGUAAUAAAAGCGGAUUUAAGAGCAUUGAAGAAGUAGAAGUUGCACCACCAAAGAAAGGAGAAGUUCGUGUAAAGAUAUUGGCAACUGGAGUUUGUCAUACAGACGCGUAUACUCUAUCAGGCAAAGGUACGAUAAAGGUCAAGUCUAAAGUUAUACCAAACCGAUCUAUUCCUGAACUUUUUAGUUGUUUUACAGAUCCUGAAGGAAAAUUGUGGCCAACAAUUUUUGGCCAUGAAGGAGGUGGUAUUGUAGAAUCAAUUGGAGAAGACGUUACUUCAGUCCAACCUGGGGAUCAUGUGAUUCCAUUAUAUAUUCCCGAAUGUCGCGAAUGCAAAUUUUGUAAAAGCGGAAAAACCAAUUUAUGUUCUUUGGUUAGAUCUACUCAGGGAAGAGGAGUGAUGCCAGAUGAAACAACUAGAUUUACUUGUAAAGGGCAGAAAGUAUACCAUUAUAUGGGUUGUUCUACAUUUAGUCAAUACACAGUCUUGUUGGAAAUUUCGGUCGCAAAGAUUAAUCCUAAAGCCCCACUCGAUAAGAUUUGUUUACUAGGAUGCGGUAUUACAACAGGUUAUGGAGCGGCUACAAAAACUGCCAACGUCCAACCUGGAUCUACAGUGGCAGUAUUUGGUUGUGGUGGAGUUGGUCUAGCCGUAAUCCAAGGUGCUGCAGCUCGUAAAGCAAGUCGAAUUUUUGCUAUUGAUACCAAUCCAAAGAAAUUUGAGUUUGCCAAGAAAUUGGGAGCGACCGAUCUUAUUAAUCCCAAUGAUUGUGAUAAACCGAUUCAACAGGUUUUAGUUGAAAAGACGGAUGGAGGAUUGGAUUAUACAUUUGAUUGUACAGGAAAUACAAACGUAAUGAGAGCAGCACUUGAAUCAUGUCAUAAAGGAUGGGGAGAAUCAAUUAUUAUUGGAGUCGCUGGUGCAAAUGAAGAAAUUAAUACUCGACCCUUUCAACUUAUAACCGGUAGAGUAUGGAAAGGGAGUGCAUUUGGUGGUGUAAAGGGAAGAAGCGAGCUACCAAAUUUAGUUGAAGAUUAUCUUGACAAGAAACUAGAAGUGGAUAUGUUUGUUACUCAUCAAUAUAAAUUGGAAGAUAUCAAUAAAGCUUUUGAUAAUAUACAUUCCGGUGAAAGGUAG
This is a messenger RNA of Funneliformis caledonium, 5697 nucleotides long. The record is from the annotation of a GenBank genome assembly. NCBI's taxonomy places the organism in Eukaryota, Fungi, Glomeromycota, Glomeromycetes, Glomerales, Glomeraceae.